This is a messenger RNA of Triticum dicoccoides, 574 nucleotides long. RefSeq lists its product as uncharacterized. NCBI's taxonomy places the organism in Eukaryota, Viridiplantae, Streptophyta, Magnoliopsida, Poales, Poaceae. The record is from RefSeq and is a predicted model, not a curated record. The transcript has 3 exons. Bases 36 to 398 code for a protein of 120 amino acids.
GGGAGGCAUCGUCGCCGGACGAGCUGUUUUCUCUCAUGCACUCGCUCAGGUUGUCCAGUGGCAGCAGCACCGGACUCGGCCGGUUCGCCGCCGCGAGGUUGGUGGCCGCAGCUCGUGGAGAGAGGAGCGCGUCCGCCGCGCCGGGCAUGGAGCACCCGCGAGACGACAUGCACAACACCAAAGAGGACGUGAUGAGCCACCCGUUCGGGGUGGCCUACUCCACGAGGUCGGACGAGGAAGGCUUCGGCGGGGUGUACGCGAGGGACGACGACCGGCCGGCGUCCAGCCGUCCAACUGCCGACGCGCAUCCGAGCCAUCCUCCUCCUCCUGACCAUGACACCUCUCAGGUGAGGGAGGAGAAGGCGCGCAAUCUCAAGGACGACAAGCACGCCACCUAGCUUCCUAGCUAGGUAGUGCAUACGUGUUAGCUUCAUGGCAGUAGCUAGUUUCGAGUUUGCCAUCAAGUGGCUCGAACUGUUUCUGAGGUUUGCAGCGAGCCAUGUAAGCCAUGUUUUGAGGAGUUUAUCUAUGUGCUGUAAUAAUCAUGUAAAAUACCAAGGUAUGCUUCCGUUUC